AUAGGUGGCGCUUUAAUCGCCUGAAAAGAAAACACCAGGUCAUCAUGUCUUACAUGCUUCAACAUCUUCACAAUGGCUGGCAGGUUGACCAGGCCAUAUUGGCAGAGGAGGAUCGCGUAGUGGUGAUCAGAUUUGGACAUGACUGGGACCCAUCGUGUAUGGUGAUGGAUGAAACCCUGUACAAGUGUGCUGAAAAAAUGAAAAACUUCGCUGUGGUUUACCUAGUGGAUAUUUCAGAAGUGCCAGACUUCAACAAAAUGUAUGAAUUGUAUGACCCUUGCACCAUAAUGUUUUUCUACAGAAACAAACACAUCAUGAUAGACUUGGGAACUGGUAACAACAAUAAAAUAAACUGGUCGAUGGAAGAUGUGCAGGAAUUUAUUGACAUUGUGGAGACUGUAUUUAGAGGAGCAAGAAAGGGAAGAGGUCUGGUGAUAUCACCCAAAGACUACUCUACAAAAUACAGAUACUAACGACUGUUCAUUUUAUCAUUUGACCAGAAUCAUUCAUGUACUGUAUCAUUGAAAGAAAGUAGAUCCAAAUUGAUAAUUUGUACAAAUAUUGCAUUUUGUUCAGUACACAAUUGAACUAUAUGUUGUAUGAUUUUUCUGUCCUAAAAAAUGAGAGAUUUUAUGUAAAGAUUAUUUCAGAUAUAAUGACUUGUUUAUUUGAAAUACUUUCAGGUUAUUUAAUCAAAAUUAAAAAAACAUUUUGUAAAGAACAAUUUCUGACAAAUUUCCCACAGGUCAUCUGUGUCUUGACUGUACAAUAAAAUUGCUAUACAAUUUGUAAACAUUUAUUGAGUAUUGAUGUUAAAUAGUAGGCUGUCA
Saccostrea cuccullata (small rock oyster) is the source of this 830-nucleotide messenger RNA. RefSeq names its product thioredoxin-like protein 4A. Gene Ontology annotation, cellular component: U4/U6 x U5 tri-snRNP complex; U5 snRNP; spliceosomal complex. Gene Ontology annotation, biological process: mRNA splicing, via spliceosome. Lineage: Eukaryota; Metazoa; Mollusca; Bivalvia; Ostreida; Ostreidae. The transcript is spliced from 2 exons. The record is from RefSeq and is a predicted model, not a curated record. The coding region runs from base 45 to 473 and encodes 142 amino acids.